This is a messenger RNA of Funneliformis mosseae, 145 nucleotides long. The record is from the annotation of a GenBank genome assembly. Lineage: Eukaryota; Fungi; Glomeromycota; Glomeromycetes; Glomerales; Glomeraceae.
GAUAAUUUUGAAAGAACGUUAAAAGACUUGGAAACGAGGAUUAAGGAAUUAGAGCAAAGUAACGAAGGGUUACGUUCGCAAUUCAAAUAUUUGGAAGAAAAAGUUAAAGAGCGAGAAGAUAAUUUAGAAGAAAAGAUUAGAGAAC